AUGUCAGCAACCUCUAUUUCUCCAGAGCGGCAGCUGACAAGUGUGCUUGCGACCUUAAAUUCUCUGAUGUCUCUGAGCACACGAGAGCAAGAGCGACUGCAGGAGGCGAUGCAGGCUGCGGGAAACGCAGCGAAUGGGGGAGUGAAAGAGGCACCUAAGAAACAAGCCGUGUCGUCUUCCUCCUCUGGGGCAGCAACACGUAGUUGUAGUUCCACGUCGUCGUACUUCGACUUCGACAGCAUUGUCACAGAAGCAACGGACGCGCGGAACCUCGCAUUGCCACAGAGGCUUCGGCCUCUUGUUGCCGACAGAGACCAGCUCCUGCACCAGUUUCCGCCUUACUUCUUCCAUUCGGUCAACAAGCUGCGGGAAACCGUGGUUAGCGUCAGUUUGAAUUACUACGGCAUCGAGCGCGUGCAAG
This is a messenger RNA of Amoebophrya sp. A25, 421 nucleotides long. Lineage: Eukaryota; Dinophyceae; Syndiniales; Amoebophryaceae. The record is from the annotation of a GenBank genome assembly.